AUGAUUAAAAAUGAAACCAACACGUAUCAAACAAAUCUUUUCCAAAAUAUACAAUUUAAUCAAAGAGCUCAAUUCAUUGACGAUGGCGAUUUUAAAAGUUAUAAUAUACAAGACGAUGAAGAUUCAGAUCAAGAUGAAACUGAAAAAACGUUUGAUGAAAAUAGUAUCAACAAUGCGAAUGAUUCUUAUGGUGGUGAUGAGAAGAAUGAAACAAAACUCUAUUAUGAAAAGCAUAUUAUCCUUAAUAAUGAAGAUAUAUAUUCUUGCGAAGAUGAUACUUCAUUUAAUCAUCCGCAUUUAGAAUAUCUAUUUAUGGUUGAACGUUUAGCAUUAUUUCAUUAG
This is a messenger RNA of Rotaria socialis, 342 nucleotides long. The record is from the annotation of a GenBank genome assembly. NCBI's taxonomy places the organism in Eukaryota, Metazoa, Rotifera, Eurotatoria, Philodinida, Philodinidae.